CGCGAGUUCACAAUCUCCAUGGCAACGGCAAGUAACUUUAACGCUCCGGUGGUCAGGUAAACCGAGAUUUGUUGCGUUCAAGCCUGCGCUUGCUUUCUAUGUAAUUUAAAAUAAGAUUUGUCAGUGUUGUAACAGUUUAUAGUAGGCCGUCAUAUUUUAUUUUAGUAAAUUGAUUUUUUAUAUAUAUAAUUUCGUAGCGAAAUAAUUAAAAAGCAAACCGUUUUGCCGUUCAGUUUUCGCGUACUCGCCUUGGCCUCCUAGCGUUGAUGGCGGGUCAGCAUUGCUGAAAAUAACCUUUUUCAGGUAGAAAGCGAAGGACCGAAGCGAUGAUCCCCAGAAGACCAACUGGACCGAAGCCUACUUAUGUAAGGCACAGAGUCUCGCUGCCAUUGGCCCUAGAGCGACCGGAAUGUGCUGCGAGCUCAUCAAAGGUUGCAACUGUCAAGACUCCCUGGGAAGAGUGCAGGGGCAACAUUCCCACUGACGCUUCAGAGCAGUCAGAGAGUGCAAUGAUCCCCAGAAGACCGACUGGACCAAAGCCUACUUAUGUAAGGCACAGAGUCUCGCUGCCAUUGGCCCUAGAGUCGGAAGUCCACUUACCCACGGUUUGUGCCGAGCGACCGGAAUGUGCUGCGAGCUCAUCAAAGGUUGCAACUGUCAAGACUCCCUGGGAAGAGUGCAGGGGCAACAUUCCCACUUACGCUUCAGAGCAGUCAGAGAGUUCGUAUUUCUCCAUUGGUGGGGAUACACCCAAAGUUCAAAUUGCCUACCGCACCCUCCCUGGCUACGCUCCUCGCGAGUUAGUGAUAGAGAGAAUUCGUAGACAAUACUUGGUUCUAGACUUAGAGAACCUCUUGGCAGAAAAAGGCAUCGAGACCAACAGCUUGAUGCCAAGACAUCUGAACAGUACUGAUCCUACGACUCCAGCAUCAGACAAUGUGUCAUCGCCCUUCCUUUCACUUGAGAUAUUUGACAAUGAGGAUUACGACUGCCGGACACCAGAAGACUGGCUUGCUCUGGGCGAAAAUGAAGGAUCACCCGGUCGAAAGCCUAUUCCUGCAAAAGCCUUGCUGCUUAAAGAGGAUCCAACAAGUCCAAACCCUGAGUACAGCUGGCAUUUAGUUGGGGUCCUUGACUACUGUAAGGAAAAAUGUCAGUACUUAGUGCAGAAGGUCCUCCCAUGCAGCAAUAAGAACGACGAGGAAGGACAACCUGAUGAAAAAACAGGACACGGGAAAACGGUAAACCUUUUACACGGAGGCUCUGAGCACUGGGUGCCGAGAAUCAGGCUGUUGUUCAAAGCCGAGGAUCCUCGAAUCUUCGCCGAGCGAAUCGAGUUUGCUCUGAGCAUGAGGAACAGCGCGGAGGUUCAGCUCCUGUACAGCACGUCCGUGGACUGCAUGCCCAUCUGGGAGGGGAAUCCGUCCCUCGGCGACGACAGUCUGCAGCGCAUCAAGACGUUCGUCCAGUCAGCUUGUGGCUUUGAGCCGAAAAUAUUUGAGAGAUGUAUAAAAGACUUGGAGAAGGAGGCCAAACUGGAAUAUGAUCGGAUUAUGAACCGCAUGGUGUUUGACAAAAUUGUGACGAAAAACUCUGAGGAGUUUUCAGAGAUCUCUUUGCCACCAAGAGACGCUGAAUAUGUACCGCAAAAUGGAUGUGUUCCAGUUCCUCCCUUUAACUUUGAGAAGAAGCAAGCUGAAUUUGCCCUGAACUCUUUGCUGAACCGACCGGAGGUGAUCAGUGUGUUGCCUCGGAUUUUGUCUGAGUGCCACAAAAUAACAAACAUGAGGCUGUUCAAUGUGACGUUGCGCAAACCCCUUCGACUUGACGAAUUUGACCUCAUCCAGUCUCAAGUUCAGCAUGAGAUUGUCACGUAUAUCCAGAAGAACUGGGUCAUCUCGUUGAGCAACAGCAUCCGCACCGCCAGUGAUUCCCUAGCCAGCGGCUGCUCUCGGAACGAGUCCUACUUCACCGUAUUCAGACUGAUGAAAGUGGUGGUCUUCAGAAUGAGGAACUCCCUGCGCAGCCUUGUGCUAGAUUCCCUGGGCGCCCUGAGCGACUUCCUUCUGGAGGCUUGUCACUGUGUGCUGCCGCGUCCUCCGGACCUGGUCUGGGGUAGUGACCUGAUCAGUAGCCCGUACAAGCCGAAAAAAACCCCUCUGUUUUAUGUGGAUCUGGUUUUGGACGAAACUGGGGUUCAUUACAGCACUCCACUAGAAGAUUUUGAAACAUCCAUCACAAAAUUGUUCAGGUGUGCCAUUGCGGUCACGCACAAAGUUCCGCAGCUUUAUAAGUUUGUGAUGAAGAAAUUGGUCACCAUGGGCAGUUUGUUGCUUGAGCCAAUGAGUUUCUACGAAGAAGAAGUAAGAGAGCUGGAGGAAAAAGUCCGGAGCACCCUGAUAGAAGCAGCUAUGCCUCUCAGGGCCUAUGCUGCCGAGUAUGAGAAACACUCAGACCUACACAAUUUGGACUUGGAAGCUUUCAAGUCUCAGAAUGCAGAGCAGACCCCUGAAGAGGUGACAAUACAGGUCAAACAUCAUCUCGAAGAAAUGGAGAAGCUUCAAUGCUCCCUGCCAUCUUCCAUUGAUAUCGGCCCAUUUUGUGUGCGUGUCGAGUCUGUACGACAGUCUCUGAUAACGAAGCGAAAGGCUUUGGCCAACACGCUCCUGGAAAACUUUGCUCUGACACUACGCAAGCAGACUGAAAGUGCAAGUGAAAAGUGUAACGUCAUAAGCAGAAUGCUGUGGGAGAAACCCAACAGCAUCGAGGAACUGACUGAAAAGAGAGAAUGGAUGAAACAAAUACCUAAGCAACUCAAGAGUUACAAAGAAGUUCUUGCCAAGAUCUUGCUGGAUUUUGAAGUGCUGGAAGAAUUUUGCUACAAUAUUUCAAAUGAGGAUCUUAACAAAAAGUGGACAGCAAUUUGGUGGCCACAAAGGAUAAGCCAACAGAUGGAGGCAGUAUACAUCCAACAUGAAGAGGAUGAGAAGCGCUUCCACAAGAUCCAACUAGCAGACCAUAACAAAUUUGAGGAGCAACUUGACUCUCUCCAGAGCAUCAUUGCUGAGUUUGCUGGACAUGCCGACGUCGAUCUCGCCCAUGAGAUGGCCAACAAGGUGAAGCGUACAGGAAGGCAGCUCAAGCAGUGCCAAACGUUGGCACUAACCUACAACACCAGAGAGCAUCUGCUCAAUUUGCCGGUCUCCAACUUUGACCGCCUGCCAAAACUGGUAGAUGACUGCCAGCCUUUUAUAGACCUCUGGACCACCAUUUCUGACUGGCUACGUUGGAAUGAAAUCUGGUUCAAUGCUCCACUGUCUUCAAUCGAAGCUGAGCAGCUUGAUCACAUUGUCACUACUGCCCAAAAAAACAUGAGCAACUGUAUUGAACAGUUCAGUGGAAAUCCUGACAUCCAAACAAUGGCAAGUGAAAUGCUUAACAAGAUGGAGGGGUUCCAGCCGUUCUCCCUUCUGAUUCAGUGCCUAAGGAACCCAGGAAUGAAGAGUUACCACUGGGAGAUGAUUUCAGAACGCAUUAACAUCAAAGUGAGACCAAAAGCAAACAUGAAUCUCACUCGCUACAUAGAGCUUGGCCUUCUCAACCACUUGGAUGAAAUAGCUCGUGUGGCCGAGACUGCUGCCAAAGAAUACAGCAUUGAACAGGCUCUGGAAAAGAUGGAAGAAGAGUGGGCGACGGUUGUCUUUGACGUGCUUCCCUACAAGGACAUAGAAAAGUGCAUCCUAAAGGUUCCAGAUGAAAUAUUCCAGAUGCUGGACGACCAUAUUGUCAAAACUCAGAACCUGUUCUUCUCCCCGGUCAAAAACGUACUUGAGGGUCGCCUCAACACCUGGGAGAGAAAGCUCAGAAUGACGCAAGAGGUUCUGGAAGAGUGGCUGUCAUGCCAGCGUGCUUGGCUGACCAUGGAGCCCAUCUGUAGCUCCGAGGGUGUCAAACAGCAGCUGAAGCAAGGAACAACGUACAAGCACAUAGUGCGACGCUGGAAAAACAUCAUGAGCGUCGACUUUCGCGAUCAAAACGUCAUUGAGUUGUGCCAAAAUGUUCAGCUGCUAAACAACCUGAAGCGCUGCAACAUCUUUUUGGAAAAUGUUCAGAAAAGUGUUACUGGAUACCUGGAGGAAAAAAGAAGCUCCUUUCCCAGGUUUUCCUUCCUGCCAGACGUUGAGCUUCUGGACAUCUUGUCCCAGUCCGAAGAUCCCACUGCUGUUCAACGACUACUUCACAAAUGCUUUGAGAACAUCUCACAGUUGCAGUUUGAGUCAGACCUACAGAUCACACAUGUGUACUCCAAAGAAGGGGAACGGGUCAAACUGUCCCUCCCAGUAGCACCCGUUGGGAAUGUGGACGACUGGCUGAGUGACUUAGAAAAGUCUAUCAAGACUACUUUGAAGGACAGCAUUGCGAGUGCUCUCAAAGAUUAUUCUGUGCGACCUCACGUUGAGUGGGUGUUAUCAUGGCCUGGCCAGGUGGUGAUGGCUAGCUUUCAGGUUUUCUGGACUGCUGAGGUGUCUGGGGCUUUGGAGAAGGGAGACUUGGCUGAUCGUCUCCAUCCGGUGCUACAGAAUCAGCUUGCUGAUUUAGUGCAGCUAAUGAGAGGAAAUCUCACUAAGUUGCAGCAAGCUGUGUUGUCCUCCCUCAUCGUGAUAGAAGUCCAUGCAAAGGAUGUACUCUCCAAACUGAUGGAGGAGCAAGUGACAACCAUCGAUGACUUUGAGUGGAUCAGCCAGCUUAGAUAUUACUGGAUAAAAGAGGACCUGUAUAUCCAAGACAUGAAUGCAGAAUUCUUGUACGGAUACGAAUAUCUUGGCAACUCUAGUCGCCUGGUCGUUACCCCGCUCACUAAGAGAUGCUACCUCGCCCUUACGAGAGCGCUAAACCUAAAGCUUGGGGGCGGCAUCGCUGGCCCAACAGGGGCGGGAAAGACAGAAACCGUUAAAGAUCUCGGAAAGGCUUUGGCCGUCCACACUGUAGUUUUCAACUGUGCCGAUCAGCUCCGUACCUUUGCAGUGAGAACAUUUCUUAAAGGGCUAGCCAGCUCUGGUGCUUGGGCUUGCUUGGAUGACAUCAUUGGGGUUGAUGUGGAGGUUCUCUCUGUUAUGGCCCAACAGAUCUCCACAAUACAGAAGGCCCAGCAGCAACAGGCUGACCAUUUUGUAUUUGAGGGAGUGGAGAUCCCUUUAGUCCCUUCUUGUGCCAUAUUCUUCACCAUGAACUCUGGUCACUCUACUUACACAGAAAUGCCUGGCAGUCUGAAGGCUCUGUUCCGCCCUGUCUCCUUGAUGAUCCCUGAUUAUGCUGUGAUCGCCGAGAUCUCCUUGUACUCCUCAGGCUUCCUUAAUGCCAAAGCCCUCUCCAAAAAGAUUGAUGCAUUUUUCAGGUUCUCAUUUGAACAACUAGGCUCUCAGGAUCAUUAUAACUUUGGCAUGAGAGCCGUAAAGACUGUGAUAUCUGUAGCUGGAAACCUGAGGAGUGACAACCCCGACAUGAAUGAGGAGUUAAUCUGUCUUCAGGCAAUUCGAGAUACAAGCCUAGCACAGUUUUCCCAGGACGACCUGGAACUUUCCAGUGCCAUUCUCAUGGAUCUUUUCCAUGAAGCAAAAACAGCGCCCACGAGCUACGGCAUUCUGGAGCAGUCGCUGCGUAAUGUCUGCAUUGCAAAGAACCUCAAGGAUGUGGACGAGUUUAUCAACAAGUGCAUUCAGCUGUAUCGCACCAGUGUGGUGAGACAUGGUCUGAUGCUGGUUGGACCUCCUGCAUCUGGUAAAACCAAGUGUUACGAGGUUCUAGGUGCUGCAUUAACAGCUCUGGAGGACCAGCCUUCUACGGAGGGCGGUGUUUAUCGGGCCGUCCAGAUUUCUGUCAUCAACCCAACAUCCAUCAGUGUGCAGCAGCUCUAUGGAAACUACUCUACGAACUCUCACGACUAUCACUGGAAGGACGGUAUCCUCCCAGCUCUUCUUCGCAAAGGAGCAGCUUCUGUGGACAAAAAGACACAGUGGUUCAUAUUGGAUGGACCUCUGGAUCCUGGGUGGAUGGAUGGCUUGAACUCUCUUCUGGAUGACAGCAAAAAGCUAUGCCUUAGCUCCGGGGAAUUUCUACAUCUCACUGAUGAAAUGUCCGUGAUGUUUGAGGCGCAGGACCUGGCAGGGGCAUCUCCAGCCACAGUCUCUCGCUGCGGUUUGGUCUACCUGGAGCCCAGUAUGUUGGGUCUCCUCUCUCUCACGGAGUGCUGGCUGAAGCGGGUUCCUGAGGCUUUGAGGCCGUACACGGAGCAGAUGAACUCACUGUUUUCUAGGUUCCUGCAGGACUCAGUUGCGUUUGUGCGCUCAUCAGUAAAGGAGGUCAUCCCAUCUCUGGACAGCAACCUUGCCUGUAGUCUCCUUAAACUGAUGGAUUGCUUCUUUUGUCCCUACAACACCAAAGAGGGCGAGAAGCCACCAGCUCGAGAGAAACUGGAUCGCCUCACUGACCUGAUAGAACCCUGGUUCUUUUUUUCGCUGGUGUGGAGCGUGGGGGCGACCGGAGACGCCGACAGCCGGCAACGCUUCAGUGCCUGGCUCAGGAGCAAAAUGGCAGAAGAACAGGUUCAAUUACCUUUCCCUGAGGAUGGUCUAGUUUAUGACUACAAGCUUGAUUAUGAUGACCACGAGGAAAGAAAAAUACAGUGGGUCAGCUGGAUGAUAUAUCCCAAAAAUGUUGUCAUGAAUCCAAGAGCAAAUUACGCAGACAUAUUUGUUCCAACUGCUGACACAGAGAGAACGUCUUUCCUGAUGGAUUUGCUGCUUACCAACAGGAAAUCUUUGCUGUGUGUUGGACCUGCUGGUGCUGGAAAGACCCUGACCAUGACCAACAAGCUGCUGGGGAACAUGCCGGCAGAAAUCGAUACACAUGCUCUCGUGUUCUCUGCAAGCACAUCGGCCAAUCAGACUCAAGAUUACAUUGAAAGCAAGCUAAACAAAAGGCGGAAAGGCGUCCUUGGACCUCCAGUGGGGAAGCAAAUUAUCAUCUUCAUCGAUGACCUGAACAUGCCCGUGUCAGAAAUGUGUGGGGCUCAGCCUCCUUUUGAACUUCUGAGGCAGUGGAUGGAGCAGGGGGGCUGGUACGACAGGACCCAGAGAGGAACGUUCAAUCACUUAGUGGACAUGACUUUAGCUUGUGCCAUGGGCAGCUCAGGAGGAGGCCAAAAUGCCAUUAAUCAACGCUUCACACGGCACUUCCACAUCCUGUCCUUUAAUGGCACGGAGGACACCAGCAAAACAAUUUUUUCAGGGAUUCUUGGAAGCUGGAUGGGACCUGCUCCAGAAAUCCAGGCACUGCAGGAGUCUCUUGUGCACGCCUCUAUUCAAAUUUACACCGCCGUUACCUCCCACCUCCUCCCAACUCCAGCAAAGUGCCAUUACACCUUUAACCUCCGAGACCUGUCUAAGGUCUUUCAGGGCAUACUGAUGGCUGAGGCACACACCAUAAAGGAUAAACUACAGCUACUUCGCCUGUGGUACCACGAAAGCUGCCGGGUUUUCCAGGAUCGUCUGGUUUGUGCCAGUGAUAGAGACUGGCUCAACAGUCUGCUGAAGGACUGCAUUCAAGGGUUCGACUGCCACUUUGAAGACGUUGUACCCCACCUUCCUGUUUUGUAUGGAGACUUCGCUUGUCCUGAGUCCGACCAGAAUGUCUAUGCAGCUAUAGAAGACAAGGAAGAUCUCGCAAAAGUGAUGGAACUGUAUGUCGAAGACUACAAUCACAGCAACAGGACCAGGAAGCCUCUGGUGCUUUUCAUGGAUGCCAUUGAGCACGUGUGUCGGAUCAGCCGCAUCCUACGCCAGCCCCUCGGCCACGCCCUGUUGCUUGGAGUGCAUGGCAGCGGCCGCCAUUCGCUCACUAAACUAGCCUCAGACAUAUGUGGAUAUCGAUCUUUCCAAAUUGAAGUGUCUAAGAACUAUGAUCAAACCGAGUGGAGAAAGGAUAUUAAAAACCACAUGUUCUCUGCUGGUCUUUUGGACCAGAAGAUCACAUUCAUCUUUGAUGAAACCCAGAUUAAGUGGGAGUCCUUUCUGGAGGAUAUCUGCAACAUUUUGAACAGUGGGGAUGUUCCCAACCUGUACACACUAGAGGAACAAGAGCGUAUCCUAAAAGCAAUGAGGCCGGUGGUGGAAGGCCAGGGCCAGCAGCCGACAGAAGCUAAUCUUAUGGCUGCCUACAAGAGGAAAGUUAACAGCAACUUUCACCUGGUUCUCUGCAUGAGUCCUAUAGGUGAGGCAUUUCGCGCACGGUUGAGGCAGUUUCCUUCUCUGGUGAAAUGCUGCACCAUAGACUGGUUUGACGCCUGGCCAGAGGAAGCUCUGCAGGCUGUGGCUGAAUCAUUUAUAAAUGGGCUACCUGAGCCGGAAGUCAGUCCCAUGACUAAGAAAGCACUGACAUUGGCAUGUGUGAAGAUCCACAAGCUGGUGGCCAGGAAGAGUGAGCAGUUCCAGAAAGAGCUAUCUCGACACAAUUACAUCACACCUAAGAGCUACACAGAACUGCUCAAAGUCCUCACAGAUCUCACUGGAUGCAAGAAACAAGAGCUAGGCAGAGCUCAACAGCGCAUAAACACCGGUCUCGACAAGCUUUGUGGCAAAGCUGAGGAGGUGAGGAAGUUGCAAGAGGAGCGGGAGAUGAUGCAAUCUCUUUUGGAGGAGGCUGCUAAAGAUGUUGAAGUAACUAUGGAGACCAUUUGCAACAAUUCAGCAUUCGCAGAGAAGAUCCGCAAGUCAGUGCAAGAAGAAGAGGCUAACCUUUCAGAGAAAGAAUGUUUUGCCAGGACAAUCUCUGCCAAUGCACAGGGAGACCUGGGUGAGGCUUUAAAAGUUGUGGAUAAAGCUCUCGCUAGCCUGAAGUCCCUCGACACAAACAGCCUCACUGAGGUCCAAAUCACUGAUCAACUUCCCCGGGGGGUAAAGCUUGUGCUUGAAGCAAUUUGCAUCAUGAAAGGCAUCGAACCUGUAAAGGUUCCUAAAGAGAAGCCUGGCACCAGCUUUGAUGACUACUUGGAACCUGCUAAAAGUCUCCUACAAGAACCUGCCGAUUUUUUGGAGAGCCUCUACAACUAUGACAAGGACAACAUUCCGGAUGAUGUGAUCCGUUCGGUGCAGCCCUACAUCGACGAUGAAGAGUUUCAGCCUGACUCCACUGUCGAGGCUUCCAUUGCCUGCAGCUCUAUUUGCCAGUGGGUGCGAGCCAUGUAUGAAUAUCACUUUAUGGUCAAAGCUGUGGAACCAAAAAGGCAAGCUCUCCAGGAGGCUAAAGAGGACCUAGCAGCCACGCAGCAGUUUCUUUACGACGUCAAGAAGAAACUGGCAACUCUGGAAGAAAGCAAUCACUCUUUACAGGCCAAGUACCAAGAAUGUCUGGCUAAGAAGGAAGAUCUGGACAACAAAUAUCAACUGACUGAAGCUCAACUCGUCAGAGCAAAAAAGUUGGUAGAUGGGCUCGCAGAAGAAGAAGAGCUCUGGAAGGAGACAGGGAAACAUCUUGACCGUUUGGUUCAUAAUCUAGCUGGAGACAUGCUUCUGUGUGCAGGAUACGUCACUUACCUGGGACCCUUCUCGGGCGAGUACCGGGCGGCCGUAGUAGCAGAAUGGCUUCAUUGUUUCAAAGAGCUGAGUCUUCCUCACACUGAUGAAGCUAACCUGAUCAACAGUUUAGGAGAUCCUGUCGAGAUCAACUCUUGGAAGAUUUCAGGAUUGCCCAAGGACACAUUUUCAUUGGAGAAUAGUAUAAUUGCCCAGUAUUCUCUCCGCUGGCCACUGUUUAUAGAUCCUCAGGGGCAAGCCAACAAAUGGAUCAAAACCAUGGAACGGGAGAAUGAUCUGAGGGUUUUGAGGCUCAGUGACAGUAAUUACCUCCAAGGUCUGAAGAAUGCUUUAGUUGAUGGUAAACCUUGCCUGCUGGAGAACGUAGGAGAGGAGCUUGAUCCCGCUAUAAAGCCGCUCUUGUUGCUUCAGACCUUCGAGGAGGAAAGCAAAACAGUGCUGAGGCUGGGGGACUGGGUGGUUCCGUUCUCUGAGGGCUUCAAGUUGUACAUUACCACCAAGCUGCCAAACCCACAUUACUCUCCGGAGGUUUCUGACAGCAUCACCCUCAUUAAUUUCACUGUGUCACCCAGCGGCCUGGAGGAGCAGCUGCUCAGCCUGGUGGUAACUGAGGAGCUUCCAGACUUGGAGGAGGCAAAGAACCAGCUAGUAAUAACAAAUGCCAAAAUGGCCCUGGAGCUCAAAGAAAUCCAGGAUGAGAUCCUGUCACAUCUGGGCUCUGCAGAGGGGAACUCUGUGGCUGAAGAUUUAAAUCCAGAGUUGGAGGCUUCUAAGAUCAAAGCUGGGGAGAUCAAGGCUAAAAUGCUGGCGGCGAAGAAGACGGAGCAGGAUAUUGACGCCACCCGUCUCAGGUUCUCACCAGUGGCCGAGCGAGCCCAGAUUCUCUUCUUUUGUGUGUCAGAGCUGUCCAAUCUUGACCCAACGUACCAGUACACUCUCGAAUGGUUCCUUGGCAUAUUCAUGGCUGCCGUUGGCGACAGUGACCCAGCAGACACGGUGGAGAAGAGAAUCAGCGACAUUAAAGACGGUUUGACCUUCAGCCUGUACAGGAAUGUAUGCCGCAGCCUGUUUGAGAAACACAAAGUCGCGUUUGCUCUUUCUCUGUGUGCUCGCAUCAUGAUGAACGAGAAGAAGAUUAAACCCAUCGAGUGGAGGUUCCUCCUCUCUGGAGGCAAGCCUGUCCACCAGCUGCCUUGCUCGGUGGUCGCCUGGGUGUCGGAUCGGGCCUGGCAGAACAUUUUAGAGCUCAGCGCUCUGGAUGACUUUGGGGGACUGGCAGAAAGCUUCACACGGCAUCUGCAGGGCUUCAGGAGAAUUGUCGACAGCAAGCACCCCCACAGAGAGCCGCUCCCAGGAGAAUGGGAUUCCAGACUGAACUCCUUCCAGAAGUUGCUGGUGCUGCGCUGUCUGCGGCCUGACUGCCUGAUUUACGGCGUACAGGACUUUGUGUCUGCUCAGCUGGGGCAGCGCUACACAGAGCCUCAGAUGUCGGACCUAUCUGUAAUCUUCAAAGAGUCAUCCCCCACCAACCCCAUCAUCUUAAUCCUGUCUACUGGCACUGACCCUGCUGCUGACAUCUACAAGCUUGCUGACGCUGUGCACUUCACUAAGAAAGUUAUUGCCGUGUCUCUGGGUCAAGGCCAGGUUCCCUUAGCUGAGGCCAUGAUGCGUACUGCUAUGAAGACUGGUCAGUGGAUCAUUUUCCAAAACUGUCACAUGGCCCCCGACUGGCUGCCGACUCUAGAACAACUCCCUGAACUCAUCAGUCCUGUGAACGUGGACAAGGAUUUCCGACUGUGGCUAACAAGUAUCCCCUUUAAGAAGAUACCAGUGUCCAUUCUUCAAAACGGUGCCAAAAUGGUCAUUGAGCCUCCAAGAGGGAUCAGGGCACGCUUAGAGAGAGCCUACCUGAGCUUCACCGAUGAGUUGAUGUCUUCUUCAUCAAAGGAAUCCCAGUUCAAGCCAUUGCUCCUCUCCCUCUGCCUGUUCCAUGGGGUUGCUCUGGAGCGAAGACGGUUUGGCCCUCUGGGGUUUAACAUUCCCUACGAUUUCACCGAAGAAGAUCUGCACAUCUGCGUAAGCCAGCUGAAGACGUUCGUGGACGAGUACCAGGACAUCCCCUACAAGGUUCUUAAACACACCGCUGGGGAGGUUAAUUAUGGCGGCCACUUGACAGAUAACUGGGACAGACGAUGUCUCCUCACUCUGCUGGAGGACUUCUACUGUCCCGCCGUUCUUGGUGCUGAUCACGUCUACUCUGGUGUCUACCGGCAAGUAGACUCUAAUCUGGACAUCAAGGGCUAUUUAGCAUACAUCCGAGGACUGCCUAUCAAUGAUACACCUGAGAUCUUCGGUCUCCAUGACAACGCUAAUAUCCGGUCCGCCCAGAACGAGACCUUUGCCCUGUUGGAAGCUCUAGUUUGUCUUGAGCCUCAAGUUGCUGCUAGAUCUGCUGGAGACAAAACAUUUCACGAGACGGUGGAGGAGGUUGUGGUGGGCAUUGUUGAGAAGCUCCCUCAGCCUUUCUGUCUUCAAGAGGUGACUGAAAAGUACCCGCUUCUGUAUGAGCAGCCCUUACACGCAGUGCUAAGCCACGAAGUCAUCAGAUACAACAAGUUGUUGGGGCUCAUCUCUCAGAGUCUCGGUGAACUGACGAAGGCUCUGAAAGGUUCAGUUGUGAUGUCAUCAAAGAUGGAGAUUAUGGCCCUCAGCUUGUUCAACAACACUGUGCCUGAUACGUGGAAGGCCAAGGCCUACCUGUCUCUGAAGCCUCUGGCUUCUUGGGUGUCAGACCUUCUUCUGAGGAUCAGUUUCCUCCAAGGAUGGAUCUCCAAAGGCAUUCCACCGGUUUUCUGGAUUAGCGGGUUCUUUUUCCCACAGGCCUUGCUCACUGGAACCCUGCAGAAUUACGCCCGUCGCCUCGGCACAGCCAUCGAAACAGUGGGAUUCGACUUGGAGGUGCUGGUAAAGCCUGUUUCAGAGAUAACAGAAAUGCCUAACAUAGGCUGCUACAUCCACGGUCUAUUCCUGGAAGGGGCUUGCUGGAAUAACGAGACAGGUCGGCUGACAGAAUCCAAGCCUAUGGAGCUCCACACACAAAUGCCCGUCAUCUGGCUGAUCCCCAAAGCCAACCGUAGACCUCCAACUUCUGUGGUCUACCUCUGUCCUGUCUACAAGACCCUGCGUCGAGCUGGGACCCAGUCUACCAGCGGCCUUUCCAACAAUUACGUGACCGCCCUGGAGCUGCCCACAGACCAGUGUCCGAGACACUGGAUCAAACGAGGGGUCGCCCUAAUCUGUGCGCUGGAUCACUGAACCCAUGGGAUGUUUUCUUCUUUGCAUUCAUCACCAGGAAACAGGCCACAGCGAUGAUAGCUGCAGACCGCAGAAUACACCUCAUCUCAGCCAGAUUCUUCUAUAUAACUCAGCUUGUGUGAUAAAUUGUUCUUGUUCUGUUAUUUGAAUUGUUAACGUAGAUCUUUUGAAUGGGGGAAAAAAAUAUAUAUAUAUUUCAUCUUUA
Fundulus heteroclitus (mummichog) is the source of this 13110-nucleotide messenger RNA. It is a transcript of the gene dnah1, whose product is annotated as dynein, axonemal, heavy chain 1. Lineage: Eukaryota; Metazoa; Chordata; Actinopteri; Cyprinodontiformes; Fundulidae. Gene Ontology annotation, cellular component: dynein complex. The coding region runs from base 327 to 12905 and encodes 4192 amino acids. Gene Ontology annotation, molecular function: ATP binding; dynein intermediate chain binding; dynein light intermediate chain binding. The record is from RefSeq and is a predicted model, not a curated record. The transcript is spliced from 77 exons. Gene Ontology annotation, biological process: microtubule-based movement.